CGAGUAUACUACAAGAACUGUGCAGCGCUGGGCCCCGACGCCUUCCCGUGCAUCCGCCUCAUACGCCCAUCUGCUUCGGUCUUCUUCGCAGAAUGUUUCGCGUUCGCAACGACGCUGUGCACGGUGUCGCCGGCGUUCAACCCGGGGCACCGCCCUCUGCGGCACACACCGCGUCGAGAGAUGCAGUUGCAAGCCCACGGAGAUGCCUAUGCGUCGCAGAAAUGUUUGCUCCUCCAAAGCCAACUGCAGCGUCGAUGCUAAUGGAAAGGUGCUGCCCUUGAGCGCGGGCGUCUUGGUGGCAUGUGCGUGCUUGGGUCAGGCCUCACCAUCGCCCCGCAACAAUGGUCCCCGGACAAUGCCACUCUAUGCAUUCACACAUCCAAGCCACAAGUGAUACUAGUCCCUUGCGUCUCCGUCCUCGGUUGCCCGCAGUUCCGGGUUGUGGUAUCACUUAGAGCGUGCCUUUUCAAGAUGCCGCCGCCACGACCGGAUUCUCCCUCUCUCGCGUCGAACUCAUCAGCGUCGCCAUCCUCAUGAAGACAUGAAGAUUAGAGCCAAGGCAGUGCCGGCCUCGCCGCCUCCGGCCGAUGCUUCACUCCCUCUUGAGCCAGAUGCGUCCGACCAGCCAAAGUCAUCGUGGGCUAGCCUGUUCGCCUUCACCAAAGCCUCGCACCUGGCGCCCCUGACCGCGGCCGUCCUUGCUUCGGCAGCGUCUGCUGGGCUUCGAACCGCCUUUGCCGUCUUUGUAGGUCGCAUAUUUGACGUAUUCGCGGCCUUUGGAGGCGAUUUGCGAUCUGGAGACAGUGCUGUUCAUGACGUUUCGGAAUGGUGUCUGCUUCUUACCGGCCUCGGGCUGGGGAACUGGCUUAUCAACGCCUCCCUCCUGUCACUCUGGGUUGCUUUUGGAGAGCUUCAAGCAGAAAGUGCGCGCCGAAGCUUAUUCAAUACUCUGCUUUACCGUGACUUGGCUUGGUUUGACACAUCCAAACGCGCCAUGUCCAGUCUUCUUGUGACAAUGCAGACACAAACGCGAGAACUUCAGCUUGCGACAUCCCAAAUUCUUGGGCUCCUCAUCUGCGAUAUCGUGUGCGCCCUUGCUUCACUGAUCGUCGCUCUCUACCACUCGUGGAAGUUGACUCUGAUGCUCGUCGCUACCGUCCCCAUCUCCAUCGCCAUCUUGUCCGUUGCCACAAGGCGACUAGAUCCAGCUAUCCGGGCGCAAAAGGCACACCUUGAGACGGCCUCAAAGCUCACAUCUGCCUCCCUUACCGCCAUAGGGCUCGUCAAAGUCUACGAUGGUUGUGACCGCAGCGUUCAGCAAUACUACCGCGAGGUCAAACGGGCUGCGAGUCAGUAUCUCAUCCAGGCUCAGUGCAAUGCUUUUCAGCUGGGCUACAUUGGCUUCUGGAUCGUCUCCAUGUUUGUGGCCGGGUUCUGGUAUGGCGUGGUGCUCGUGCGGGAGGGCUUGCCGCCAGGCCAUGUCGUGACUACGUUCUUCGCCGUUCUGACGCUGUUCCAAGGAGUAGAGUCGGUCGCGCCGCAUUGGCUGAUUCUCUCCAAAGGCAUGGCAGCGGGCAGCUUCCUAUCCGACAUCUGUAAGAAGUCAAACUCGGACCCGCCGCUGGCCAACGCUGCCAGCGUUCGCUCGAAAAUUCGGCCUGGCCACAUGGUCGGUGGCAUUGAGCUGAGAGAUGUGAGCUUUGCGUAUCCAUCGCGGCCAGAGAAGACGGUUCUAGAGCCGUCGAGCUUCAUGUUCCCCGCCGGCCAAACGACCUUCGUGGUCGGCAAGAGCGGUUCGGGCAAGAGCACCGUUGCAAACCUCAUCGCCCAACUCUACAAACCACUUUCCGGGGAAAUGCUCGUUAAUGGGAUGCCAGCAGACGAGUUGGACCCUGACUGGCUACGCGAAAACAUUACGGUGAUUCAGCAGACCAGCAUCCUCUUCAACGAUACGCUCUUCAACAAUGUUGCCAUGGCCCACCCUGCCCCGGAGACGGUGCGAUACACAGAUGUCGUCAAUGCCUGCCAAUUUUCUCUGCUUCAGUCGCUUCUUGCCGAGCUCCCGGCCGGGCUCGAUACUCUGGUGGGCUCCGGGGGCUUCAACCUCAGUGGUGGACAGAAGCAAAUGGUAGCAUUGGCCCAAGCGCGGCUCAGAGAUCCUGCUGUUUUGGUCCUCGAUGAGAUCACCAGCGGCUUGGACAAGUUGAGGCGAGGCCUCAUCAUGGAUGGUAUCAGAGAGUGGCGAAAAGACAAGACGACCAUCAUCAUAACUCAUGACAUGGCGCAAAUCGAGGAGGGAGAGUACGUCUAUGUCAUGGAAAACGCUACAAUUGCCCAGCAGGGAUCCAAGAGUGUUCUUUCCGGUCUCACUCAUGGAACUUUUGCCGCAUUGUCCGGCGGAUCAGACGACGACGACAAUAACGACAACGACGACGGCGCAUCACAAAGUGGCAUUCAUCUCUCGAGGCUCUCUAAUAGUGGUGCCCGAAUUACGUCACCAACAUCGUCCUUCGACUCGUGUUCAACGUUCGAUGCCUAUGGCAACAGCCCAACGGAUUCAAGUCGAACGCUGCUUCACAGACCCCCGUCCGGUUGUUCCGAGUCUUCUUCGACAGAGAAGGAAGUCACAUCCGGUCUAUGGGAGCCGGAUACACCUCCUCAAAAGCCCAGACCUGCGCGACUGACGACGCUGAUAGAGCCUGAUGUGCGCCGUUUCUCGCAGUUUAUCGACGAGCAGUUCUCACUUCCUGAAUGUGAGCGGUCAAGGAGUCGCAGUGACGGAAUGCUGUCCCCUAUUCUUCGCGAAGGAUCGGAUGUGGAUCCCUUUGCAGAUAAGGGCGAUGGCAGAUGUAUAUUUGGUGCUUUCAAUCGAAGAAGCAACGUAUCUGCCCUGCGUCGCCUCGCGACACGAAGACGACUAGAGAAGCAGACGGUCCUUGAGGGACCUACGAAGCAGCACCCUCCAGACCCGAGCCUAACAGCAACAUUGAAGACUAUCUGGCCGAAUCUGGGGGUGUUGCAACGAUUUAUCGGCAUGCUCGGCUUCAUCACCUGCGUGGUCGGUUCGGCGGCUACGCCGGCAUUCGGGUACUGCUUGGGUCACCUCGUGGGUGCCAUGUGGUCAUCUGGCGACAAGAUCGCCGAGGGACGGCGAUGGGCCUUGUACCUUAUCGGCAUCGCCGUUGUGGAUGGCCUUUGUCGGGGUGGUGGUCGCUAUCUCAUGGAGAUGGUUGCACAGGCGUGGGUGGACAAGGUCAGGGUCGAGGCGCUCAACAGGAUCCUUCAGCAACCAAUGCCGUGGUUUGACGACAAGACCAACUCGCCGAGCCGCAUUAGCGAGGCUCUCGAGCGGAGCCCAGAAGAGAUGAGAGUCAUCGUGGGACGCUUCAUUCCAAUUGUCCUCACCGUCGUCGGAACCGUUUCGAUAUCUGUCAUCUGGGCCAUGGUCAUCUCUUGGCGGCUGACGCUCGUGGUCCUCGCGACGCUACCAGUCGUCUUGGGCGCGGUCAAAGGGUACGCAGUGGUCAGCACAAAGUGGGAGGUGCGGUGCAACGACGCUGCCGAAGACUCGAGCGCCGUGGCCACGGAUAUCCUGCUCAACAUUCGCGUCGUGCGGUGCCUGGCCAUGGAGGACCGCCUCACGCAAAAGUACGACGUGACGGUCAGGCGCACGCUGGGCCACGGCCUGAGACGCGCAGCGUACAGCGGCCCGCUCUUUGGCCUGUACCAGUCGAUGGGUUGCCUGCUUGUUGCACUCAUCUUCUACUACACCAUGGUGCUCCUGGCGGCGGAUUCAAGCACCACAGUGACGAGUAUGCUCGGCGUGGUCAACGUCCUGGUCUUCAGCAUUGGCAAUGCCUCGGACAUGUUGAGCGGCAUACCGCAGCUGACUGCGGCUCAGGCUGCCGCGACGCAGCUCCUUAGGUAUGCAGGGCUGCCCUUGGAUCGACAAGGCCACGAGAACUUCUCCCGGAAGCUCCACGCGGGACCCCUUCCCGUGACGAUGCGCGGGCUCACGUUUGCCUACCCACUUCGGCCCCACGAACCGGCCCUCAACCAAGUAUCCUUGGACAUCGACUCCGGAGAGUGUACCGUCAUUGUUGGACAGUCGGGAUGCGGCAAGUCGACCGUCGCUUCCCUCCUUCUCGGCUUGUACGAACCCUCGCCGGAGCGCCACAGUGGCGGCUCGGCACUCACGUUCUGCCAUGUCCCCCACGGCGAAGUCGACAUGCAAAGCCUUCGCUCCCACGUGGCCUACGUGCCGCAGUCGCAGUUCGUGUUCCCCUGCAGCAUAGCCGACAACAUCACCUAUAGUCUGGCGGCGGGUGCGGAGUCGCCGAGCGAGCGCUGGGCCAGGAUCGUGCGAGCGGCACAGGCAGUCAACAUGCACGACUUCAUCGUAUCCCUCCCGCAGGGCUACGACACCAUCGUCGGGGACGGGGGGCUAGCGCUUUCGGGCGGGCAGGCGCAGCGGCUGUGCAUCGCGCGGGCGCUCAUCCGCCGCCCACGACUCCUCGUCAUGGACGAGCCCACGAGCGCCCUCGACGCCGAGAACGCGGCCACCGUCCGUCAAAUCAUCCAAGACUUGGUGCGGGGCCGGUCGGAACUGUGCAAGUCGCCGACGGAUACCGGUGGUGGUGCCUCCUCGCCCCAUCAGACCGAUGACAUGGCCAUCGUGCUCGUGACGCACAGCAUCGACAUGAUGCACGUGGCAGACAAGAUUAUCGUCCUCGAGAAUGGCAUCAAGGUCGAGGAGGGGGCGAGCGUACAGGAGCUGGUGCAGGCAAACGGCCCUUUCAGCCGUCUGAUGAGCGGAGGAAUCUGGAUGGAUGGCGGCGAUGCCGCGGUGUAGCUAGCCAGGAGGCGACGUCGGAGGAAAUGGGCUGGCACUCACGAAUUUUACGACUUUCUCACGACUGCAUUCCCUUGGAUUGGGCCAAGAGGUCUGUAUCCUAACGAUUUCUACCCUCUUUUGACAGGAUAUGGAUGGAAACUUUGAUUUGCAGGCAGCACUGCGAACAGUUUCGUCUUUCCACUGGGCCAUCAUGCCUCUACUCUAGUCAGGCUGCCGUUGCUCAGAAGCAGGCACUUUAUCGCCCUCAAAACGUCGACCAAGUUUCGACCAUAUAUGCAUG
This is a messenger RNA of Purpureocillium takamizusanense, 5135 nucleotides long. It is a transcript of the gene HST6, whose product is annotated as ATP-dependent permease. Gene Ontology annotation, molecular function: single-stranded DNA binding; ATP hydrolysis activity; ABC-type transporter activity. Bases 542 to 4852 code for a protein of 1436 amino acids. Gene Ontology annotation, cellular component: membrane. The record is from RefSeq and is a predicted model, not a curated record. NCBI's taxonomy places the organism in Eukaryota, Fungi, Ascomycota, Sordariomycetes, Hypocreales, Ophiocordycipitaceae. The transcript is spliced from 3 exons. Gene Ontology annotation, biological process: transmembrane transport; DNA repair.